Molecule: messenger RNA, 1509 nt
Organism: Drosophila biarmipes
Lineage: Eukaryota; Metazoa; Arthropoda; Insecta; Diptera; Drosophilidae
Exons: 1
Coding region: 552-896 (114 amino acids)
Source: RefSeq, a predicted model, not a curated record
ACACGCACACACACCAACGCCAGGAUUUUCCCAGAAACUGAGGCGCAACCCCCACGAAACGGAAAGUUUGUGCAGCGGCAGAACGAACUGUGUUUGUGGCACUCGAAUUUGGGACACAUUCCUGUAAAGGACGCAGCUCCGGUCAGCUGCUACUCCAAAUCGCAAAAAACAAGGAGUCACAAAAAACGCGCGCGGUGCACUUAGCACUUAAAAAUAUGAAAGUGAAAAUACGGAAAUAGGAAAACUGAAAAGUAUCUCAAAUAGUAUAUCACUGUUUUCAACCCCCAAACACAAGUGAAAUAAACUCUACGAAUAACUAGUGUGUUAGUAAAAUAAAGGACUAUAAGGGAUAACAAAUGAUAGUGAAAGAUACAAUAUCUUUUUGGAAAAGCGAAAGCUAUAUGCUGCCGUUUGCCAAAUAUUGAUUUGCCAGAGCGCCGCUGAAAAAUCGAUUAUUAAAGCCACUUUCCACACACACAGCUGGUGGUUGUUGUUGUUGCAAGGAUGGAGGUGGCUGCCGAGUUGGUGGUUGCAUAGGGUUGCGUGCCGCAAUGUGGGAAAUCAACAGCAACAUUGCCACAUCCACAGCCACAUCUAUGCCCACAUCCACAUCCAGAUCCCGAGGCACACUUCCAACUGUUUUGACGUGGUCGGGUUCCAAUGGCGCUGGCAAAGGCGAAUGCUGCAGCGCAGCCUUGCAGCCAUCCAGCGGCGACGCGUUGCAUGUGCAGCAGCAGCAGGAGCAGCAGCAACAGCAGCAGCAGCAACAACAGCAACAGCAGCAACAACCGCAGCAGCAGGAUACGAAAACGAGGAUGACAACGGUCGGAAGCGGAGGACAAAGAUACAGAAACAGGCACAGUCACCAAAACACAGCAACAAUUGCUGCAAAAUAGUUAUUGAAAAAUCAAAUAAGCUAAAGCCAUAAGAAAGACUAACCAAAAUGUACUCAAAAUCCAAAGCAUUAAACUGAAACUCAAACGCAAACUCUAGCCAUCGCACAAAGUUACGUUUAGUAUACGACGCGUUCCAGCUGCAAAACGAACCCAAAAACGAAACCGAACGAAACGAAACGCACAGGUGCAUCUGCAGACCCCGCUACGCCCCUGAAAAGCCCCCUUUCGAACCGCUCCCCCCUCAUUUAACGACCCUUCUUGAGGGGUAUCUACACCAAUUGACAAGCAAUCGAGGCAAAUGCAGAAUGAAUGAACUUGUUUAGUCGUCGACAAUUUUUUAAGUGCACUUUCGUAAGGCUGAUUUUCAAAUUUAUUUCGAUGUUGUGCUUCUACACCUUAUAAAAAAAGAAGAAAAUUAAAUAAAUAAGGGAGUAUACAAAGCAAUCAACCCAAGUGAAAGUGUGUGAGAGAGUGUUCAGUGUUUAGAGUUCUAAGACUUGGACCUUUGAGAUAAAUUCGGUGAAGAAACGGCCGCCACAACGGAUAGGCCGCGAGAUCUCCUGCUGAUACAGCAGGCCAAGUCCGCCGGCGGCAGCAAAUCGUCCAGCGGCGG